Humulus lupulus (European hop) is the source of this 1565-nucleotide messenger RNA. RefSeq names its product IAA-amino acid hydrolase ILR1-like 5. Gene Ontology annotation, cellular component: endoplasmic reticulum. Lineage: Eukaryota; Viridiplantae; Streptophyta; Magnoliopsida; Rosales; Cannabaceae. Bases 166 to 1440 code for a protein of 424 amino acids. Gene Ontology annotation, molecular function: IAA-Ala conjugate hydrolase activity. The transcript has 5 exons. The record is from RefSeq and is a predicted model, not a curated record. Gene Ontology annotation, biological process: auxin metabolic process.
CAGCUGAGCUAGGCAGGAAAGGGAAGUUCAACCAGUCCACUCUACACUUCUCCAUUAAAACCACCUCUUUGGUCAACCAACCAAGCAAACCUAUCUAUCUGCAACAUAUUCAUGUUUAAAUCUUGUAAAGAUUGUAAAUUUAUCAAAAUCGAGCUAUAAACCCAUAUGGGUUCGUUUCUGAUUGUCCAUUCUCUGCUUAUUUUCCUACUCUUUCUCCUUUCUACCGCUCUCUGCAACCUUGACCAUACCCAUUACGCCAAAGAGAUUUUCCAGGCAGCCAAACGGGAAAAGGACUGGUUAGUCUCAAUUAGAAGGCAAAUCCAUGAAAACCCAGAACUCAAAUUCGAAGAGCACAACACCAGUGCUCUUAUUCGAAGAGAACUCGACAAACUUGGCGUCUCUUACUCAUACCCAUUUGCCCAAACCGGCAUUGUUGCUGAGAUUGGCACUGGUUCUCCCCCAGUUGUGGCUCUUCGCGCUGACAUGGACGCCCUCCCUUUAAAAGAGCUUGUUGAAUGGGAGCAUAAGAGUAAGAUAGAUGGUAAGAUGCAUGGAUGUGGUCAUGAUGCCCACACAACAAUGCUUCUUGGUGCAGCUAAGUUGCUAAGCCAACGGAAAGAGAAACUUCAGGGAACUGUGAGACUUCUUUUUCAACCUGGUGAAGAGGGUGGUGCUGGUGCAUCACACAUGGUGAAAGAAGGUGCUCUUGGUGUUGCUGAAGCAAUAUUUGCAAUGCACGUAGAUUUCACAUCACCAACUGGAACCAUAGGAUCCAAGUCAGGACCUCUCUUAGCUGCUGUUAGCUCAUUUGAAGCAAAAAUAGUAGGAAAAGGAGGUCAUGCUGCCGAACCCCAUCAAAAUAUAGAUCCGAUCAUCGCUGUUUCGUUUUCAAUUUUGGCAUUACAGCAGCUUGUGUCAAGGGAAAUUGACCCCCUCAGCAGUCAGGUUCUAUCGGUCACUUAUGUCAGUGGUGGGACUGUAAACAAUGCAAGUCCAUCUUAUGUUGAAUUCGGAGGUACACUCAGAAGCCUCACAACUGAUGGCUUGCACCAACUCAUUCACCGAUUAAAGGAGGUUAUUCAAGGGCAGGCAGCGGUGCAUAGAUGCACCGCAUAUGUCAGCACGAGAGAAGAAGAACAUCCAUUGUUACCAGCUGUUGUGAACGAUGAACGGCUGCAUAAACAUGUGAAGAGAGUUGGAAGCCUUUUGCUCGGUCCUCAGAAUGUGAAGGUUGACAAGAAGGUGAUGGCGGGUGAGGAUUUCGCCUUCUAUCAGGAAGCAAUUCCGGGAAGCAUGUUUAGCAUUGGAAUCAGAAAUGAGGAAGUGGGAUCGAUACACUCGCCUCAUUCCCCUUACUUCUUUCUUGAUGAAGAAGUUCUUCCAGUUGGAGCUGCAUUGCAUACUGCUUUGGCUGAGCUUUAUUUGAGUGAGCACCUAUAGUAACUAUUUCAGUUAGAUUUGUUUUGAGUUAGAAAAAACUGAGGUUCCUUGUCUUUGAUUUUUAAUGAUGUGUCUUCUUACAAUAAUUAUAUAUAUUUAUAUAAUACAGUUAGUAUUUAUAGCUA